AUGCUUCCUACAACGAUGGAUGAUUUGAAGGAUGAAAGGAGCAAGGAUAAUGGUAAAGCAUCGCAUUCAGCAAUGAAUUUGUUAUGGCGAUUGUCUGUACACAUAGGUAUCUCCCGCUAUAUGCUUGCCACAUUCAAGAUAAUCAUCAUAAUUGGCGCUUCCGUCAUAGCGCUUCUGUAUUAUUUGUCGUUUGAUUGGACAGUAUUUGUGGAAGAUCAAAGUUAUGGAAUUGCUGCCAUUCAAGGUCAGCAAGUCCGUUAUCAGAUUGAAUCACGGCCUUGUUCCGAUGUAAAAAAGGAUUGUUAUAUCGUAUAUGAUGCAGUUGAUAUGUUUACGGGUGAUGUUAAUCGGUUUUUGAUAAUACGACAUGUUCCAAAGAAACACGGAACUGUUGUUCGCCUCAUCCCACCUACAGGUCUCAAGUCUAAAGAAUCGGAUUCACGUUUCUGGAAAGUGAAUCAUACGCAUAUCAAUAGGCAGUAUGUAGCAGUUAUGCUAACUGUACCAUUUGGCGUUGCUGCGUUGGCACUUUCUAAUUAUGUCAACUUGGCAGCAAAUGUUUUGAUAGUUGGUCUUGGUGGUGGCAGCAUGAAUAUGUUUUUGACAAAUCAUUUUCCGAAGAUGACAAUAACAGUUGUCGAACUGGACGAAGUCAUUAUUGAUCUAGCAUGGCGGUGGUUCGGACUGGAAAAGAGGCAUGAAAAAAUCCAGAUUGUCGUGAUGGAUGGUGUGAAAUUUGUUGAAAAAGCAGCAGUCAAGAAAGUCCUUUUUGAUGUUGUGUUCAUUGAUGUAUGCGAUGAGAUUGGCGAUAUAACUUGUCCUGCCGAGCCGUUCAUUCGUUCAAACUUUAUAGAAAAUUUGAAGAAAAUUCUGAAGCCGACAGGAAUUGUGGUAUUGAAUGUUUUGCCACACGAAGACGUUUUGGAUCAAGUUGAUGAGGUAGUGCGUGCAUACCAGAAGCAGUUUCCAACAUGUGCUGUUGCUCCACUGCUUCGUGAAAUGAAUACAAUACUUGCAUGUCAAGUUGUACAGCAAGUUGAUUAUCACACCAGUCAGCGCUUGAUGUCUGAACGAUUUCAAGAGGCUUGGAAUCAUUUCGGUUUUAUCCAGCAGUUUGGUGUCAUGAAACUGUCUUUCACAAAUGAUAAAAUCAAAGCGGAAAAUUCUUCUUGA
Messenger RNA from Cercopithifilaria johnstoni, 1173 nucleotides. The record is from the annotation of a GenBank genome assembly. NCBI's taxonomy places the organism in Eukaryota, Metazoa, Nematoda, Chromadorea, Rhabditida, Onchocercidae.